GGUGCGGGGCUGUCUGAGGCGAGGCGAGGCGAGGGAUGCCCGGGGGAAGCCGUCCCCCGCCGGGCCCCCGGCCUUUGUUCGUUGCCGGAGGGAGCGCGGGGGCAAAAUGGAGGCGCUCCCCGGCGGGGGGCCCUCCUCGGGCCGCCCCCCUCAGCCGGUCGCUGCUGGGUGCCCGUCGGCUUUUCUGGGCGCUUUCUUCUCCUCCUCGUCCCGGUGAGGCGGGACGGGGCGCAGCCCUGAGGGGAUGAGGCGGCCGGGAGCAGCCGCCUUGGCACCGUCGGCGCCGGGAGGAAGGCACCGGGAGGGCUCCCGGAGGCGGUGCGGGCACCCGCGGAGGGAAACUUGAGGGGAAGAGCUUGUGCGAUGAGCUGCCUCGCCGAAGAGCUAAGCUGUGCUUUACAGAACAUGGCCCGAUAAUGCCUUCACUUAGGCUCGAGCCCAGUUAAAAAUCAAGGAAAAGAUGGCUUUCCAGCCUGACAUUGCCGCCGAGGGCCACAGCAGCCUCACGGAUGGAGAGGCACUGGGUGUGCUGGCUGUUUGGGAGCAGCGGGUGGGCACAGCCACAGCUGAGAUAGUUUCUUCACUUUUCUAGGCUUGGCUCUCUCAUUGACCUCUAGUGUGCCUGUAGGCAAUCUCCUGUCCCUUCACUUUUCCAUCUAAAAUGGUUUCCUGCAUCCUACAGCUGCUCAGCAUGUCUUGGCUGCUCCCACUCUGUGCGCUCUGACCAUGAGCAGCAAUUCCUCCCUCAGCAACGCGAAUGGCCUGAGGAACCUCACCACGCAGGAGGACGGCGCAGUCAGAGUCACUGAGUCCAUUGCUAUAAUCAUCAUUGCUAUUUUCAUCUGUUUGGGCAACCUUGUGAUUGUCGUCACCCUCUAUCGGAAGUCUUACCUUCUCACAUUGAGCAACAAGUUUGUGUUCAGCCUGACACUCUCCAACUUUCUGCUCUCCGUAUUGGUGCUACCUUUUGUUGUCACCAGCUCCAUCAGGAGGGAAUGGAUCUUUGGAGUCGUUUGGUGCAAUUUCUCAGCCCUGCUCUACAUGCUGAUCAGCUCAGCCAGCAUGCUUACUCUUGGACUCAUAGCUAUAGAUCGGUACUAUGCUGUCCUGUACCCUAUGGUUUACCCAAUGAAGAUUACAGGCAACAGAGCAGUGGUAGCUCUCGUGUAUGUGUGGCUACACUCCCUUAUUGGCUGCCUCCCUCCUCUCUUUGGCUGGUCGUCUUUGGAAUUUGACCAGUUCAAGUGGAUGUGUGUGGCCGCCUGGCACAAAGAGGCUGGUUACACUGCCUUUUGGCAGAUCUGGUGUGCGUUGCUGCCUUUUGUGAUCAUGAUGAUCUGCUAUGGGUUCAUAUUCCGUGUGGCUAGGAUUAAAGCCCGCAAAAUCCACUGUGGUAGCGUUGUCAUUGUGGAGGAGGACUCCCAGAGGAACGGGAGGAAGAACUCCAGCACCUCCACGUCCUCCUCGGGCAGCCGAAGGAACGCUUUCCAAGGGGUUGUCUACUCUGCGAACCAGUGCAAAGCCUUCAUAACCAUCUUGGUUGUCAUCGGCGCUUUUGUUAUCACAUGGGGGCCUUACAUGGUAGUAAUUACAUCGGAGGCACUUUGGGGAAAAAACAGUAUUUCCCCUGCCUUGGAAACAUUAGCUACAUGGUUGUCCUUUUCCAGUGCUAUUUGCCACCCGUUAAUAUACGGACUGUGGAACAAAACGGUGCGCAAGGAACUACUAGGAAUGUGCUUUGGGGAUCGGUAUUAUCGCGAGUCCUUUGUUCAGCGGCACAGGACUUCGAGGUUAUUCAGUAUUUCCAAUAGGAUCACAGAUUUGGGACUGUCCCCUCAUCUUACUGCCCUCAUGGCAGGCGGACGGCCGUUGGGAAACAGCAGUAGCACAGGAGACACAGGUUUCAGCUGUUCACAGGAUUCAGGAACAGAGGCAAUGCUUCUUGAAGACUAUAGCUCAGAUGGCCCUUCUGUCCCACACUGCGUCUGUCCUCCUCGAAGGAGGAGUUCAGUGACAUUUGAAGAUGAAGUUGAGCAAAUUAAAGGUGGGCUUAGGGAAGUUGCAAAGAAUUCUGUUCUUCACGUAAAAGCUGAAGUCCAUAAAUCUCUGGACAGUUAUGCAUCCAGUUUAGCCAGGGCUAUUGAAGCUGAUGUAAAAAUCAGCUUGUUUGGGGAAGGUGCUUUACCAGGAGCUCUGUUCCCUGUGCGGACUCUGCCAGGAAGCAGCAUGAACACACGGCGUGGUAUCAGGCCCCAUGCUAGCCAAAGACUUCAACUGCAGAGCAUCGAUGAAGGGAAUAUUUGACAGGAGAACUAGAGAAAAAAAAGAUGGAACAAAACCACUAAGCGGGACCUACUCUGUCUACUACUGUUUUAACAGAAACAGGAUACCUUGUUGGGAUGUUUUCAGUGUUUUUUCAACACUUGAAAGCCAGCUGAAUUCUGGUACUUGCAUCAGCAUUUUGCAGCAGUUUUUGCUUACUGUUUAGGGUGCUAUUGACUCUUUUGUGCCAUGUCUUAAAUCUGUCACACAAGGCAUAGGAAUGCAGGGUUUGGUUUCAUCAGCCAAAUCAUUAGUCUAUCAAAUCUCGUGUCCAUUUUUGGCCGAAGCUGAUAGAGGAAUGAAAAAAGACAAGUAUGUGCAGUAUUUAAAUAACAAUUGUAGUGAUACUUUUCUGGCCACCAGGAUCAUCAGUUUAUACUUGAUAGCUGGCGUGUUCUGUUAGGAGCUCAUACUUGAGAUACUACAUACAGUCUUACUGUCACAGACUUCCAAAUGAUGGAGCAUGGACUUCACUAAGGGACAAAAACUGAGCUUUACCAAUAGCUCAUGCACAUCAUGGUCCUUCUUACCCUUGCUAGCAGAUAUUUCUGGCUGUUUGUCAGAAUGCUAGAUAUGAAACCGAAUUGUACAUUGCUUCUGCUUUACGAGACACCAUCUUCUCCAGAUGUAACGGGUGGAAGGAGACCAGUGCUGGAAAUAGCACAGAUAUUUGGGGAAACUGUCAAUGCAGAGUUCUUAGUUCUCUAAGAGCUUCAGUUCAGUUCCCUGGUUUUGCUUUUACUAAAAGGGCAUGCUCUACAGCUGCAGGAAGACAGGAUAUAAAUAAGGUAUUACCACUUUAAUUAUAUAUUCAGGAUUCAUCUUUUGCAUAGAAGGAAGUUCUAUGAAUUAUUUUUUUAGUCAUGGGGGGAUGUAGUAUUUAAGCAAUAAUUACCUCAGUGCACAUAUUUCUUGCAGUUUUAAUUAAUUAAUCUGUAGAAUAAGAACAUUUAGCACUUAACAUUGCACUUUGUAUGUUCCAAGCACUGUACAGACAUGACCUUGUUUAGGCCUGUGUGAGAGGGCUGAUCAGCCCUACUUGCCAAAGGGAAAUGCAGCAAUGCGUUAGGCUGGAAAUGAAACCAGCUGCAAAGGUGGAAAGAUUUUUUUUUUUAUGAAAAGAGAGAUGAGGUGGAUCUUAGGAAAACACCCAGCCUAAGGAAGCUUUCUGUGCCUUCUUGGGCUAGCCCCUUUCUUCCUUUAUGGGGGUUAUAGCCCUGCCUUAACGCUUCUUUCAAAGAUGUAGAGGAGACAUAAAUUAGUAGAAUGAUUUCUAGGGUCAGUAGCAGACAGACCAAAGGACCAGUGAGUUGCGUUUAUUUUUGCUGUUUGUUCUCCCUGUCCGUCCUUUGAAGUGUUUUCUCCUUAGAAUUGGUUUGAGUUUUUGCAGCAGACUCUUUGGAAAUCGGGGGCAGGAUGUUUACAUCUGGGCAAAAAUCGUGUGUAUGGUUGUUAAAUUAUGGCUGUGCGCAACUUGCUCAAAGGCACAGAAACAAUCUGUCUCUGAGGCAGAGCCUCAGUCCAAUACUGUAUUUAGACAUCCUGUUUGUCUGUGUUCCCAACUGAGAAAUAUAUUUCAGCACAAGCUUAUGUCUAUCUGUGGACAAAGCAGCUCGACUUUGAACUAGCCCGAAUCCAUUACAUUCCCAUGUAAGAUUUAACUGCAUGCUUAAAAUUCAGUACAUGUUUUGCUGAUUAGGAACAGGCUCUUAAAGCAAGAACUCUUAAGCGCCACUAAGAUGGCUCUUAGCAUAAUGCAAGAUGAAAUGCGUAGUGAAUUGAGCCUGCUUUGGGUUGUACAGGGAGUUAAUGUGCUAAUAAGCAAACUAUUGAUCCCAGCUCCUCACUCCUAUAUUUUUUAAUUUAUUUUUUAAAACUUUUAGUGUUAGAUUAAUUGGCACUUCAGGGCGCUUGUUGAAAACCCAAAUCCCGGUAUUUGCCAGGAAAUGCCGUGCACUGAGGUCAUUAUUGCUCUCGUUAAUGUUACAGUCACAGUUGUUCAGAGUAGUCAGCACUCCUUAAGGUAUGCACUUCCUUCAGAGGGCUUGCAGUAUUUUAUCUGCAUCCCAUUUAUAUCACAUUCCUGCUUUGAAACAAGUUGAGCAAAGGUGUGGGUGAACGCAGAAAAGGCACGUGUGAGUCUCAAUGGAUAGUUGUCGAGUAAAGCUGGUGCUAGGCCAUAAUGGAGUGUAUUUAGGAGCAAAAAUUUCCAAGGCACGUGUGAAACCACAAUCAUCGCUAGUGUCGUGAAGAAAGCACAUUUUUCCACAGAGGCACUGAGCCAAACUCAGCCUUCAGGCAGGUCAGUGGAGCUGCAAUAGCUUGUGCCAUGACUGACUUGGGCUCUCAGCGUUCAUUUCACUAAUCCAGUAUUUAGCAUAAAUGUUAAUAUUUUUGCUAAUCAAAUCAUAACCUCUCCGUAAUUGUUAUUACCGGAGUAAUUUUUUCUACUUGUCAUUAGCAAAAGCAGCAGUUACAGAAAUGCACACACUCUGUAAAAUUGUAUUCACCAUCUU
Molecule: messenger RNA, 4838 nt
Organism: Cygnus atratus (black swan)
Lineage: Eukaryota; Metazoa; Chordata; Aves; Anseriformes; Anatidae
Gene: GPR161
Product: G protein-coupled receptor 161
Exons: 7
Coding region: 727-2304 (525 amino acids)
Biological process (GO): G protein-coupled receptor signaling pathway
Cellular component (GO): recycling endosome; membrane
Molecular function (GO): G protein-coupled receptor activity
Source: RefSeq, a predicted model, not a curated record